Molecule: messenger RNA, 3524 nt
Organism: Drosophila obscura
Lineage: Eukaryota; Metazoa; Arthropoda; Insecta; Diptera; Drosophilidae
Gene: s-cup
Exons: 3
Coding region: 1153-2901 (582 amino acids)
Source: RefSeq, a predicted model, not a curated record
AAUAAUGACAGCCCCAUAUGAAUUGUACAAAAGCAUUUGGCGCUCAAUUUGAUGUGAAACGUGCAGGAACCUCACACACACACAAUCACUCACAGACAGCGGAAGAGAGACAGAGAGAGUGCGAGGGAUAGAGUGAAAGAGAGGUAUAACAAAAGGAAGCUCAAUACAAAUAGCUGUGCUUGGCCUUUGUAGUUGACUCUGUUCCUGUCGGCCUCUACCCUCUCUCACCUGCACAUAUGAGUACAAGCAGAGAAAGAGCAGGACAGCUGCAGCAAAAGAAAAAUGGGCAACGCAACAUGUAACAGGCAAACAGAAGGCAAAAGAAACCAACAGCAGCAGCAGCAGCAGUAACAGAAGGAGCCACAACCCAAGGUGUAUUAAUAAAAGGUUUGGCAGUCCAAGUUAGCAGCCUCUCUUUGGUAGCAGUGUUUCAGAGAGAUUUAGUGGGAGAGAGAAACCAGUCUGGACGAAGAGCUAGCCUGCCUUACCCUCCGAUGCACAAGCAUUGCGCGAGCCAAAGCCGAAGCAGGCGAAAACCAAAGCCCGAGCCGAAGGCUGAUGACGCGCUUCGGUUGCCUAGGCAACUUCGUCGCACACACAACAGCGAACAACCGAGCAAAGCCCAAGGCAGAGGAGCAGAGAGCAGAGGAUAAGCAAAGCCAAACUGACUGACACUCGCAGCUAGCCAGCAAAGUCAAACUCAAGCCGGGCCCCAGUUGCAGCAGCGCAACCAAAGCAUUUGCACAGACGCACGGCGACGCGACGGGCCCCACAGCCAUAGUGCCAAAUACGGGGAGUAACGGAGUUUUCUUAUCAGUUGCCUUGGCCAUCGAUCGCACUGCUGCUGCUGGCUGUUGCUGUUCCAUUCGCUCUCACUGUGAACUUUAGUCCAAGUGUUGUUGCGCGCGCUGAACAGAGCGAGGGCUAGGUCUUGCAAGUCAGUGCUUGUCCUUGCUUAGGUUAGGGCUAGAGCACUCUAGCACUCUAGCACUAGAACACUCGCCCGCUGAGAGUGUGCCCUGCCGUGUCGUGUCGUGUCGUGUGCGUGUGCCGUGUCGUGGAGGUGUGCGUGCUAAUGGCCUUGUGAUGUGUGUUCAAAGCUAAUCGUUAUGCAAUCGCCUCGCGUCUAUAUCGAAUUCCAGUGAAAUAAUAAUGUCUUUGAAGCGUUAUGCAACGCUGCUCGCGGCGGUCACUCCACAGAAUCCGCACAACGGUACAACGGUCUCGACAGUGGUGUCCAUAACAACCAUUGCCCCAUCAUCCGUCGCUCCAGGCAGCAGCAGCAGCAGCAGCGAGGAGUCCCAGUCGCAGUCUCAGGAGCAUGGCACCAGCUCAUCCUCAUCGUCCUUUACCACCUACUAUAGCAGCGGCUUGGGUCUGUAUCAUCAGCGUGGUGUCUCCGGAUCUGCAGGCAAUGUCGGGGGCGGAGGAGGUGCAGCAGGAGCGGGCGGACCCCAGACAUAUGCAAAUGUUGUCAACGGCAAUGUGAAUCUGCUGCUGGGCGGGGCCAUGCUCUCCCUGGUGACGACCAUAUUAUGCGUCGUCUGCUAUUGUUGCCACCGCAACAUCAAAAAGCGCACGGAGGCCGCCUAUAGGCAGCAGCAGCAUCAAUGGCUGGAGACGGAUCCCAAUAUGGAAAUCUAUAGCGUCGAGCAGUGCUACGAGACAUCUGGACUAUUCUUGGGCGACUCCACGGACGGACUCUCGGUUAUGCCGACGCUGCACCACGAGCCGCCGCCCUCGUACGAUGCGGUGGUGCUGCACGAGCAACAAUUGCUGCAGCAACAGCAGCAGCACCAGCAGCAGUUGGAGCAGCUCCAGCUGCAGCAGCAGCAGAUCCUGAUGCAGCGGGUGUCGCCACCGCCCGGCUAUCGAUCCUCGCUGGACAUCACCAACCACCACCACCACCAGGGGGCAGUGGGCGGCUGCAGUCGUGGCACGCCCGAUGGCAGUGUGGAUGCCAUGGCCAGUGGAUCAGGAGGAAUCAGAGGAACAGCCGCAGCAGCUGCAGCUGCAGCAGGAGGUGGGGCCGUGAUCAACAAGCAACUGCAGCUGGCCCUGAACGCCCAAUCCUGCUGCUCCCUGCAGCGGGCCGAGGUGGAGAGCAUGUGGAAUGCCACGGAAAUGGAGCACAUGUGGAAUGCAGGUGCGGCUGCGGUUGCCGCCCGACGCGGCAAUUGCCUGGAAAUGGAAACAAUGCAGCCACCGCCACCACCACCAAUGACGCUGCCCCCAGCGGUGCCGCUGGCCCUGCAGGGCAGGAAGCACGGCGGUCAGCAGAGCUUCGGGCUGAACACCUUGGGGCGACGCUACCUUCAGCAGAGCCACCAGCACAGUCACUACCGACGUGGCUGUCCGCUGUGCGGCAAGUUCCGCUACGAGACGGAGGCUGAAGCGGACCCGGAAGAUGAGGUCAGCCCCUGUGAGCUGUCCGUGGAAAGCGGCGUAAAUAUGGGCUCUAUGAGGAGCAGAGAGGUGUCAGCAGAGGAUGCCAACGAGAAUGGGGUAAUGGAAAGUGCUGAGCCGGCAACAUGCCCCUGCCCCUGCACCAACAGCUGCGACAACGAGGAUGGAAACGGCAACCACAUGAUUGGCGAAGCCCUGCAACCAGAUGAUGCAAAUGGAAAUGUCCAACCCGCAACACAGGAAGCAAUCAACGAGACAGCCACCACAACCAUCUCCGCUGUCAACGAUGAAAAUGACAACGCAUCGGUGGCAGCCACGGCAUCGGUUGGCAACGCGGAGGAGGAGCCGGCGAGUGGCAGCCAGGAGCAUAAUCAGGAUUUGAGCAGCAUCAAUGAGAACGGCUUCAUCAGCUUGGACAUGAGCAAAAUCAUUGACAGAUCGGGUCUGCCCACGUACGAGGGAGCCCUGAAGCUGGAGUCCAGUGGCUAUGUGUAGGCGCUGUACGAGGAUUCCCUGGCAGAUCAUCCCUUGUGUUGGCUACACAUAACCUAUCGAUACCUAGAUCACAAAUGUGCUUUAAUUAUGGAAUAAGAUGGCACUCUCUUUUGGACGACAGCAAUGGGAAGCUGUUUGGUUUUGUUUGGUUCACUCAACGCACUAGGUAAUCCGUUUGUAGUUCCUUUAUUUAAUUUCAUAGUUAAUCCGUUUGUAGUUCCUUUAAUUAAUUACAUAGUUAAUCAUUUAGUAGUUCCCUUAGUUGAAUUGUUAAUCAGGUCUCACUGAUCUCACAGAAUGAGUAAGAUUCGUUAUGGUUAUUGUUUAUCUCAUCGAUUAUAAUACUAAUUUUGGAACAUUAUUUUCCUCUAUCUGAGAUAGAACGUCCCUACAAGAUCAAUUGUAUUCAGAUUCACAGAUCCACACGCACCUCAACUUGAUGAUCUCUUUGGAUCUCUGCUAGGAACAUAUCGUUACGCUUACGUUCCCCCCCAGAUCUCUCCCACUCGUUGUAAGCUACGAAAUUACAUAUAAAGAAAAUAUAUAUCUAUUCCUAAUUUCUAGUUUUAAGCCCUUAUGCAUAUCCCUGUAAAUGUUCGUUUCAGGCGAAUGAAUAUUAAUAA